This is a messenger RNA of Penicillium samsonianum, 612 nucleotides long. RefSeq lists its product as uncharacterized. Bases 1 to 612 code for a protein of 203 amino acids. Lineage: Eukaryota; Fungi; Ascomycota; Eurotiomycetes; Eurotiales; Aspergillaceae. The transcript has a single exon. The record is from RefSeq and is a predicted model, not a curated record.
AUGCUUUCUUCCUUGCAGAACAAUGCGUGGCUAUGCAAAGAGACGACAAAUAGUACACUACGCUAUCUUUUCGGCCUGAUAAAGGAGAAUGACCCUACAAUACGGUUGAUGGGUUUCGAUGCGGUUUUGAGAACUAUUGAGCGGGAGCUUUCGGGUGCUAAUCGUGAGGAAGCGCCGCCAUUCCCAAUUGCCCAAGUCUUUCACGACAUGUCAGUUGUCGCUGCUUGCAUGCAGGAGACUUCCAAACACUACAAUCUCAUCCUCAACCUCGACGACAGACAUUGCGCCCUGGCCAGCGAUGCCACAUCGGAGUGGCAAGAACGUGAACGACCGUGGGUAGACGAUAUCGAAAACUUUCUGGCAAGAAUCGGACGCACGGGGAAUGAGUUCAACAAAGAGGCUCGAGAUGAGAAUACCCCCUUAGAACAUCGCCACUGCACGUUCUGGAAUCGCAUUGAUGACUGCAUGAGAAAAUGGAACAACUCCAGUCUUAUUGUCUCCAUUCUCGACCAGGCCCCGGUCCCAAGAGCAUCCGCAUCCACAAUUUUGGAGUCGGGAUGUGGUUCGCAAGAUACGAACUCUAUGAACUCCACGCCGACUGAAACAAGAUGA